CGUAAAACGGCUAGUGUUGAAAAAGAGUCGGGAGAGAUUCUAUUGUGGUUGUAGACGAGCGGUGUAGUGAGCCGCUACUCAGACGAGAAGAGCGGAAAAGAAAUACGGUUCUUGUCCCCACAUAGGCACUCAUGCCACGCGGAGACACAUGGACGUCCACGCGGCACGCCAGUGCUAAGCUCUUUUGUGAAGAGGACGCCGGAGGAGCCGGUAUACGAAGAGUUAAGACUCGCCAUCCGAACUGUUUAUCUCAGCGGCUAGCAGGCUAGCUGGCUAUAUGCGCGGGGAGCCGCUACUACGAGGAACAGAGAAGAGAAGCUUUCGUGUUGUGAUCGAUAGGAGCACAACCUUGCACAAACUGCCUUUUUAUCGCUUUGUGUUGCCUUCUACGGUCCUGAUCACCCCAAGCCUCAAACUUUGAAGAAUGACCGCGUGAGAGCCGAGCGUCCGCUCUUAUUCUUACUUACUUAACCAGAAAAGAAGGAAAAGUCUCACAGACUUCCUGGGCCAAGGUUGCUCAUAAAUCAGAAACCUGGUUGAACAUGACUAACCAGCCACUGCCAGGGACUGCAGACCGCACCACAGCUUGUUGCUCUCGAUGCCAACCUGAUGCACCAUGACGGAGUGGCAUUGAAGUAAACUCCCUGACAACCAUCUGGAUACCUUUCCCUCUGCCAAAUCCCUUGAGAUCACCUUUUCCCCACCUUAUCCUGUCCCCACCAUGCUGCGCUUCCUUCCUCUCAAACUUGGCCGCCUGUACCGCUGUCUCAAGCUCCUGUUUGUGCUGGGGCUUUUUGUAAUCUUGCUCAUGAACACCCACAAUCUGUUUGCUUCGUUCCAAAAGAAUGAGCUCACUGACCGGCGCUUCAUCAACCUCAACAAGUGUCCUGCCUGCUUCGGCACGAGUUGGUGCCGCAAGUUCAUGAACGGCCAGGUUUCCUUUGAAACGUGGGGUCGCCUGCGCUUCCUCGAUAUCUUCAACGUCAAGAAUGUUUACUUCGCCCAGUAUGGGGAACCCAGAGAAGGCACACGUCGCAUCGUACUGAAGCGCCUCGGCUCUAACCAGGAGUUGGCCGAGAUAGACCAGAAGAUCUGCAAGAGGGCCACAGGCAGGCCCCGUUGCGAUCUUAUUCAGGCAAUGUAUAAAACUGAAUUUGCCAGGAUCAAUGGCGACGUUCGUCUACUUACUCCCGAAGUGGUAGAGGGCUGGUCAGACCUGGUACACUGUCCCUCUCAGCGAUUGCUGGAUCGUGUGGUUCGGCGGUACGCAGAGACCAAAGACUCUGGCAGCUUCCUACUCAAAAAUCUUAAGGACACGGAGAGAAUGCAGCUGCUCAUGACCUUGGCAUUCAACCCGGAACCACUUGUCCUGCAGAGCUUUCCAUCAGAUGAAGGUUGGCCAUUCGCCAAGUACCUUGGGGCGUGUGGGCGCGUGGUGGCCGUCAACUACGUUGGCGAAGAGCUGUGGAGCUACUACAAUGCUCCUUGGGAGAAGCGUGUGGACCUGGCGCGGCAGCUGAUGGACAUCGCCGAGCAGCUGACCAACAACGACUUCGAGUUCGCCCUCUACCUGCUGGAUGUCAGCUUCGACAACUUUGCAGUCGGCCCCCGAGACGGAAAGGUCAUCGUCGUCGACGCUGAGAACGUUCUCGUGGCUGACAAGCGACUGAUCAAGCAGAACAAGCCCGAGAACUACGACGUGUGGUACGAGAGCCGCUUUGAGGAGUGCGACCGAGAGGCCUGCCUUUCUUUCUCCAAGGACUCCCUGUGCUCCCGGGUCACCGUGGACCACAACUACUACGCCGUGUGCCAGAACCUGCUGUCGCGCUACGCCACAUGGCGGGGAACCACCGGGGGCCUCCUCCACGAUCCACCCGCCCACAUAGCCAAAGACGGCCAGCUGGAGGCCCUGCUGGACGAAUGCACCAAGCCCAAGAAGCGCUACGGCCGCUUCCAGGCAGCAAAGGAACUGCGAGAGUACCUCACACGGCUAUCGGCCGCCUCCUCGCCCGCCAGGUAAUUAAUGGAGUUAGCGUCAGCCCGACGCGCCGAGAGACUGGAUCCCGGACUUCUGAAAUGCUCCAAACUCUUGAGAUCCUUGAUGUCAUUAGCUCUCCUUUGCACAGAAGCAGGAAAGCGUCCCAAAUUCCUGUGUUAGGAAGAACUUUCAGUUUUGUUGACUGACUGACUGAAUUUGCUGCUGCCCGAAAACAGGAGUCGGCCACUAACGAGUUUCUGCUCGGAAUCAGGAAGGCGAGAGCACGAUAGGAAUCCUAGCAACCUUCUCGGAUAGUUGCGCCAUCUUUAAAGGAAGGAGGCAGACUCUGAGCGACACUUUGCUCGCAGGCUAAUGCAACAUGUGCGACCAAGCGGCACUGACCCCAACCCCCACCGACACCAUACGAACACACGCAUCCCUCGUCUUGCCGCCUCAUUUCAUCAUCGUGUUUCAUGACAACAUUGAAUCGAACACCUAUGAAAGUUUGCCCUCGGGAUCUAGCCUUUUUUAUCCUCCCUUUCUUUCAUGGGUAGAUUUAGGUGGAUCGGCGCAUUUACAUUUUUGCCGCACCACUGAUUUUUUUUUCUCCCCCCCCCCCCCCCCCCCCCGUAGCAUGCUGCAAGGAAUGCAGAGGUAGCAUGAAUCUCCCGUUGUCAGGUGGAACUGAGGAGUCGGCCCUUGUGAAAGCUUGGAUGAGUCUUAAAAGUCUGCUGCUCCAAUCAAUCGAAUCGUUUGCAGGGUCUGUCAUUGUUGUGGCAAUCAUCUUUUUCUCCCUCUUCCACAUUUUGUUAAUAGGAACCAGUGAGAAUAACAAAAGCCCACAUAGGAAGAGAGAGGUGAGAACUGGACAAGCUGCGAUGAUAAAACCAAAGAGGUUGAAGGUAAAGUUAAAUACAGUGCAAAACGUGUUCCUUCACUCCAACUGUAGGAUAUAAAACUCAUAGAUACACAUUAUCUGAGGAUGUGGUUUUUUUCCCCAACCGUUUCUGCAAAUAGUGCCCAUACUUCUAGAAGACAGGCCUGUCAUCCACUUGGAAUAAAUGGACAAAUUAAACUAUUAUUACCUCAGUUCCAAAAUAUGGAACUUUCAGGCAAAUGGUAGUCAACUGCAGAGCCCAUUUAAACCAAGUUGCUAACCAACGCAACAACAAAACAGCAAACAGCAGCACCUCCUGAGGGAGCACUAAAUAUAGAGUCAGGUUAUUAUUACUAUUACUGUAAGAGCAAUUUUCUUCAAACAUAUCUCUGAAUUCACUUUAAAGCAUUUUUUUUUCUUUUGACUUGAGUUCCAGCAAACCGACUUGUGUUUGUCAAUUUUUAUGUUCCUAUGAGUGACAUACCUUUAUUUUCCUGAGCAGUUUCUCAGUUGUCUCAAAUAGAAUUUUACAAAUUUCCCGCAGUUUCUUCUCGAGUCAUUUUCCCAUUUUUUUAAAAUUUGUUUUGACAAUACUAUUACCCCAUCUCAGUAGAUUAAAUUCCACUAUUUAUGGAAUCACAGCAAGUUUAGUUUUACCAUUCUGACGUCAAAUCGUUCGAUUUUGAGACUCUUCCUUCACUGUAAAAGGAAAGGUCUCGGAAACAGUAUUUUGGACACGUUGCCGCCCAGUAUAUCGUGUUUGUCAACCUUCUCGAUGUCGUGAUUCAGACAUGCCCAGCGGAGUGUCGCGUAGCGUGGUCAACACACGUCAACUUUCUAGACUGCGUCACCCGUGACCGUUUUGGAAAAGCAAUACAAGUAGAGGGAAAAAAACAAUAGUUUGGCUCCUAGCUUUUUGAUCAUGCCUAUUUGUUGUGUCCGAUUCGUUCCCCUCGUCCUGGAAAAGUGACAUCCCUUCAGAGGAGUUUAUACGUGUGUGACUGUCCACUUUUGUACUGUCCAUUUCCUUUGGAGUAUUAUUAUAUCAGCGUUGUCUGAUUGUUCCUGUGCCUUUCAUUCAAAAGUUGUACUUACAACUUUUAGUGGGUUUAAUUAUUGAAAUAAAAGAAGAUAUAUAUAAAUAUAUAUAUCUAUAUAUAGAAAUACACACUUGUGUUCAUGCUCUUCUUGCUUCUGUCUUGAGUGUUAUUUUAUUAUUUCCACAUUUCCAGUAGGAGCAUUUUGGCGGCACUUCACACUAAAAUUGGAUCCACUGAGUCAGAUGUUGGCCGGUUUCCUUCCUCCUCCUCCUGUUUUGAUCUUUCACAUCCAUGGGCUCUUUUUGGCCCAGCGCCUCUUGUUGUCUACGCUCAAGUUUCUUUAAACCAGACUGUGUGGAACAUUUUAAUAGCAACUCAGAAAUUCUGUUAAUAUUUUUUUCCCCCAGUGCAAACUCAAAUGAUAUACAGUCAUUGGAUAUCAAACAACUUGUUCAAUUGCCAGGUUUUGCUAAUACGAAAAAAAGAGAGACCAACAUUUUCAAAAGUGUUUUUUGCGGUGAUGUGACUUAGAAAUUGUUCAUCGUUUUAAUGUUUUUUUAAACAAAGAUCUGGCAAUUUUAAACCUCUAACGACCAUUAUGUCGAAUAUGGUCUUUUCUGUUUCACUGCCUUUCUCAAAUACAGAAAGAAAAACUUUUUUUCCCCUUCUUCUUUCCUAUAAUUGCUUCUGUUGAACACACCCUCUGGUUUGCGGGGAGCGCAUGACGUCACUCCCUGUGUGGUAAACGCUGUUCCAACAUCCCCUAAGCCUUUAAAAUGCUCGGUCUGAUGAACGGCUCCAGGGUCGGCUGGCUGGAUGUUGGAAAACACCAUAGAUGUACCCCCGCUGCUGCCCUUGAGGUUUAAAUAAACAUGAGGCCAUUUUGAGACGCAGCCACGGUAAUUUUAAACAUUAAGA
Molecule: messenger RNA, 4813 nt
Organism: Corythoichthys intestinalis (scribbled pipefish)
Lineage: Eukaryota; Metazoa; Chordata; Actinopteri; Syngnathiformes; Syngnathidae
Gene: dipk2ab
Product: divergent protein kinase domain 2Ab
Exons: 4
Coding region: 722-2020 (432 amino acids)
Source: RefSeq, a predicted model, not a curated record